AUUCACCGUAUAAUGGAUUUGGAGCCUAUAUUUUGGCUAGUAAAUAAAAUUCCCAAACUACCUCAUCCUUUCAUACCCUCACUCAACUUUCUCUGCUUUCUCUUCACUGAGCAACCACCACACCCGUUUUCUUCCGGGUCAGAAAACCACUUUCCGACUGGGUCGGACUUCUGCUCCACCAGGCCCAACACCGGCCCACCUGCAACUCCACACCGCACCUUUACCAAAAUCCUCUAUUCAGAUCCGAUAUUGGCCGCGAGUCCUGGAGAUGCAAUGAUGCUUACUUGGUUGAAUACAUAUAACCUCUCGCCCUCUCGGUGAGCCUGCUUGAAUCCAUCUUGCUUUCUGUGGCAUAAAACUUCAAGCAUGGAAGUUUCUUGCCACCACACUCUUUCUCUAUCGACUAAUUUUCCAAAGUUUUUCUCUACAAUGUCCGCUACUGGAUUACUUACUUCCAUUCCAUUUCAUAACACUGCUUUCCUGAAUUUAUUUCCAUGUAAACUCAAUUUAGUGCCAAAUUUUAAAGCUGAGGCUAUAGCAACUCAUAAUGUGGGUCUUAAGGACUUACCACACCGUAAAAACUGCAUAUUGUCAAGAAUCCAACAUGCUAAUGAUUUUGUUAACUCUAAUCAUCAAGCUGUGGAAGAUGAGGUAGUUGAAUUUUUUGCUCUCCUUAACCAAAUAAACAAAAAUAGUGGUGGAACUAACAACAUUUCUUCCACUUGUAAACAAGUCCAUGGUCAUCUUGUCAAAGUGGGUGCUUUAAAGGCUGAUGCUUUCAUAGGGAAUAUGCUAGUGGUGGCGUACUCAAAGAGUUUAGAGUUGUUAAAUGAUGCUAUCAGGCUAUUUGAUGAAAUUCCAAGAAGAACUGUAUCCGCGCAUGCUGCUUUGAUAAGGUCAUUCUGUCGAUCCGAGAAAUGGGUUGAUCUUUUCUUGGCUCUUGGGAUGAUGAUAAAUGAUGGCAUGUUACCUGACAGAUAUCUUAUACCAACUAUCUUAAAAGCUUCUUCUGUGAUGGGAGUGGAAAACAUUGGUAAAAUGGUUCAUGGAUAUGCCAUUAGAAGAGGGCUUGAUGAGGAUGUUGUUGUUGGGAAUGCUCUUAUUGAUAUGUAUACAAAUUGUGGGGGAUUACGAUUGUCGAAGAUUGUUUUUGACACAAUGAACUCACGGGAUGUGGUUUCUUGGACUGCCCUCAUUGUUGCUUAUAUGGUUCACGGUCUUCUUGACAAGGCAAUGGAUAUAUUUUGCAAGAUGGAGUUGGAAGGUGUGGAAGCCGAUUUGAUUUCUUGGAAUGCCCUUGUCUCAGGCCUUGCCAUGAAUGGGGAGAUUGAAAUGGCUCAUAGAAGUCUAGAAGAGAUGCAAAGAAAAGGGGUUAGGCCAGAAGAGAACACUUGGAAUGGAAUUAUUUCAGGCUGCAUUCAGAAUGGAUUUUAUGGAGAUGCUUUAGAUGCAUUUGUUAAAAUGUUUCGGACUUCCUUGAUCCCUAAUGUUGUGACAGUCUCCAGCAUUCUACCAGCUUGUGCUAGCUUGAAGGAUCUAAAUUUGGGAAAAGCAAUUCAUGGAUACGUUAUUAAACUUGGUCUUCAUGGCAAUUCUCAUAUUGAUGGGUCAUUAAUUGGUAUGUAUUGGAAAAAUGGAAGGAUUGAUGAUGCAGAAAAUAUUUUCGUCAGGAUAAUGCACAAAAGUACUUUCGUAUGCAAUGAGAUGGUUGCAGCUUACAUGAGUGAUGGAAAUGUGGAGCCAGCUCAAAGCCUUUUUGUAUCAAUGAAAGACUCUGGUCCAAAACCUGAUGUUAUUACUUAUAACACUAUGCUUGCUGCCUGUUUUGGGCAUGGAAGAAUUGAGAACAUUUUCAAACUGCUGUAUGAAAUGACUGAAAUGGGUUUGCUACCAAAUGUUGUUACAUUCAACAUUUUAGUAUCUGGCUAUCAGCAAGCUGGCAUGAGUCAUGAAGCUCUGAGAUUUUUCCAGGCCAUGCAAUCACCUCAUAGUGGCAGCUUUCUUCCACAGAUAAUGGAAAAUUCGAUUGAACCAAAUACUGUAACUGUUACUGGUGCCCUUGCAGCUUGUGCUAAUUUAGGUUCUUGGCGCCAUGGGAAAGAACUUCAUGCUUAUAUUGUCAGAAAAGGGCUUGACUCAAAUAUUUUUGUAUCAAGCGCACUUGUUGAUAUGUAUGCAAAAUGCAAUGAUAUAAACUCAGCAACAGAUGUUUUUUGGAGAACAAAUAACAGGAAUACGGUUACAUGGAACACGUUGAUUGCAGGUUACAUCAACAGUAGGUUGGAGCAUGAGGCAUUCAAUCUCUUUGAUAGAAUGCUUAAAGAAGGGGUAGAACCAAGCCCUGUUACUUAUAUGAUACUCAUUCCUGCCUGUGGAGAAACAGGAGCUCUUAGAUUAGGGAGAGAAAUGUAUGGAUACCUUCUGAAGAAUCAGUUUGAUGAGUCUGAUGAUUACCUUGCAAGACCUUUGAUAAAUAUGUAUGAUAACAGUGGCAGGGAGGCCAAACAGAAAAUUGAUGAUGUGGAUGGCCUACCAAGCAUUUUUGUUCAGCAAUGUCCACAACCACAAGACAUCAGUGAUGGAAAUUUGAGAUGGGAGAGAGAGGAUACUUGUUCCAUCAAUGGUUAUGGGAGGGAAAAAAGGGAGGAAACUUGAGGAAAUUAUACCAUCCCAAUAUUAAAUUUGCUAAGCCAGCAUUCUGUAAAGUGCCAGUGCUUUAGCAAAGGUGGUGUGUCAUUUCAACAUUUUUCUCGGAGCAAUGGAGUGGGGCAGUGGGCCAGAAUUUCCAUAAUGGUUAUGCAUAAAAGUAUAUAACAAUAAUUUAGACAAAAUAUGGAAAGUUUAUGCAUGAGGAAAUAUCUCUGAUCCAAUGUGAAGAAGCUUCAUCGUUUCCUCUAGUAUUUCUUCAAGUUCAAAGAGCAUAAGGAGUUGCUUGCUUUGGAAUUUUCUCUAUGAUUUUAACUAAAGCAAAGGAUUAGUGAGUUACAUGUGAAGAACUAGUGUUAUUGCUACCUUGAUGUUGCUUGGCUCAGCAUACAGGUUAGUUGUCGUUUCUUGAUGUUUUCAUCGAAUUAGAAUUCUGUAAUGCUGUAUGGUAGGUUUAUUUGACAUGUCUCUAUAUACAUGCACUUCAAUCCAAGACAUUCUCUUGAUGAGUUAAUGUAUAUAAUUGUAGCCCAUGGUAAACUAUUUAGGUGCUAAAUACCAGUGUAGAUUUGCAUUAUAUGGGCCAUUCUUAUUAAAACUCUACUGAAGGCUAUUUUAAUAUAAGCUAUAUGGUAGCCUUUUGGUAUUAUUUGUGAUGUUACUUGUGCUUAUAUUAUCAAUGGACUGCAUGUAUAACUAUAACAUUUUUUAUUUUUAUUUUUAUAAUGGUUUAAUAAUUAUUAUACGAAUUAUAACUAGUGUAAUAAGUGUUUACCAAAGUCUUAGUUUGCGUUUGUCUAAUUAUGCUAUUAGUGGUAUUUCAUUGAUACAAUUUAUAAUGUUUACUAGGUGAAGAUAUGAAGCAUCAUUCCAUCAAUAAUGAAUAUAUGAAAUUCCAAUUAUUCUGCUGACCAAAGUAUCAUAAUGUCGAUAUCCUUUGGUUGUAGAAUAUAUGAACUAAAUUUGUAAAUGUGCAAGAUUGAGAAAUUGUUGAUAGUGAUGUAGGACAACAUAUUAUAUACGACUGAUGAAUUAGUUUUUCUACAGAAGGGAAACUUCCUUGAACUGUUACUUGGAAGGAAUUUGAAUUUAUCCUUCUGCAGCAUCUGCCCUGAACAACAUAGCUUGUGAAAUACAUGUGGAACAGAGUUUUCAAUUUACUAUACUGCUGUAGAUACGGUGAUGCUCUUUGGCGUAGCUGCUGCCUUGUGAAUUUGCUACAGCUGUAACUUCCUGUGUACUAUUUCUGUAGAAGUUGCUAGUAUGUCUGUAGCAAGUGUUGCUGCUUCUCUAGCUUCUUUCAGAGUUGUUUCUUGGAGCUGCACAAGCUACAACAGCAUAGCUUACCUGCUUUUUUCAUUGUUGUUUGUUGGUUCCAACUUCCAACUAUCUUUAUGCUUCGCAUCUGUUUUUGUUUGUUGAAUUGACCACCUUAUAUUUUGAUGAUUGACCUACAUAAAACAAACUUUGACUAACGACGUUUAUGAGUCUUGGUUAAAACAGAAGAUUCAGGUUUGAAGUUAAAUGUUCCGGAGUAGGAACAACAGAGUUUGGAAGACUUGAUGAUGAAUGCAAGCUUUCAAGAUGUCCUCACAACUCUAUAUUCUUAGUUACUCAGUGUACGAACUUAAGAAACAAAAGUGUUGGAAAGAAUUAAGAAGAAACUCGAAGUUCCUGAAGGAACUUGACGAAUGACUCAGAAAGUUUUAAACGAAAGUUUUAAAACGGUUUUCAAAAACCCUUAAUUUAAGGAAGUGAUAAAAAUCUGUUUUG
Messenger RNA from Chenopodium quinoa (quinoa), 4419 nucleotides. RefSeq names its product pentatricopeptide repeat-containing protein At1g19720-like. Gene Ontology annotation, molecular function: protein binding; RNA binding. The record is from RefSeq and is a predicted model, not a curated record. NCBI's taxonomy places the organism in Eukaryota, Viridiplantae, Streptophyta, Magnoliopsida, Caryophyllales, Amaranthaceae. Gene Ontology annotation, biological process: RNA modification. Bases 367 to 2655 code for a protein of 762 amino acids. The transcript is spliced from 3 exons.